Messenger RNA from Erigeron canadensis, 1160 nucleotides. RefSeq lists its product as uncharacterized. The transcript has 6 exons. The coding region runs from base 153 to 923 and encodes 256 amino acids. The record is from RefSeq and is a predicted model, not a curated record. Lineage: Eukaryota; Viridiplantae; Streptophyta; Magnoliopsida; Asterales; Asteraceae.
AUGCCACACAAAUAUCUCCUCCCACACACACACACACUCUUGUCUUCACAAAGUUAUCUCAAUCUCCCCCCAAUCAAUCAUAUAAAAUAUGACAACACAAACACAAUACUAAAAAUCAAAUAAAAACAGAAUUUAUUAAUUUUUUUAAACAAAUGGCAAUCAGUUCCAGUGCUUAUUAUUACUCAUCGUCUUGUUCGAUUUAUUCUCAAUUUAGGAAAAAACCAACAAAUGUUUUCUCAUCAGUUAAUCCACGCAAUGACUUGUUUGGAUUAACAUCAUCAAAUAAUAAUUCAGAUGAUUCACAGAAAACACCGUCACUUUCUGUUUCAGCUGAUUCUUCUUCUGUGCCAAAAGCUCGGUUUGUUGCUCGCCGUACGGAAUCUGUUUCUGUUCGUCCACUUCAGCGCCCUCUAUUGGAAUAUAUGAGCCUUCCGGCAAGCCAAUACUCUGUUCUGGAUGCUCAAAGGAUUGAGAGGAUUGAUGACAACACGUUCAGGUGUUAUGUGUACAAGUUCAAGUUUUUUGCUUUUGAGGUUUGCCCUGUUCUGCUGGUUCGAGUGGAAGAACAACCUAAUGGAUGUUCUAUUAACCUCUUGUCUUGUAAGCUUGAGGGGUCACCAAUCGUGGUAGCGCAAAAUGACAAGUUUGACGCUUCUAUGGUCAACAGAAUAUCUUGUGAUGGGACCCAGAGCAAUUCAUCCAUGCAAAAGCUCACGUCGGACACUGUUAUCGAGGUCAGCAUUGAUAUUCCAUUUCCUUUCCAAGCAAUCCCUGUUCAAACGAUUGAAUCAAGCGGCACACAAGUCCUUGAUCAGAUAUUGAAGAUCAUGCUUCCACGGUUUAUGGCACAGUUGGUGAAAGACUAUCAAGCAUGGGCUUCCGGUGAUACCUCGAGGCAGCCUCUCGGAACAGGUGGAAUAUGAUAUGAGAUCAAGACAACACUGUCAUAAUACCAUCAUCAUCCAGUACACUUCACUUCAAACUUGCUUUAGUCUGUAAUUGCUGUAUGAUACAUAACUAGCUGUUUCUUGAUACAUUAGGCCGGGAUCCAAGACCAUUUAUUUUGUUUAAAAUGUAAUGUUGUCUUUCACCUUCCAUUGUGUUAGUUUUGACAUGUUAUUGUGAACAGUUGUAUAAUGUGAAUACCCGAAUUUAUUGCA